Molecule: messenger RNA, 3867 nt
Organism: Diospyros lotus (date-plum)
Lineage: Eukaryota; Viridiplantae; Streptophyta; Magnoliopsida; Ericales; Ebenaceae
Product: squamosa promoter-binding-like protein 1
Exons: 10
Coding region: 604-3675 (1023 amino acids)
Cellular component (GO): nucleus
Molecular function (GO): DNA binding
Source: RefSeq, a predicted model, not a curated record
CCCGCUCCCCCUCUAUUUUUGUAGUCCUCGAUUCGCAUUUCAUCUCAACCGUUCUGCUUUUCGCCCCCUUUCACUUUGUGAUCUGUCUUCCUCUCUCUUAACUUCUCCGAAUCCGUCGCCCCCCACUUUCACUCCACCACUUACAGCCCUUCGGAUCGACCUGCUUGAUUCUGCGUUUUCGUCUUUGUGUUGUCGAAUUACGGUUAGUUAUUGAGUUUGCUUGGUGUUCGUUUUUUGUCUUUUCUUUCGCUCAUGAUGUUGUCGUGAAAAUUGGGUAUUUAGUUCGAGAUGGAAUUUCGGGCUUGUGGUCGUUACGACGUUGUUGAGCUGAUGACUGGUUAAUUUAGGGGUGAUUUGGGCAUGUGGGUUGUUCUUGUUUGGAUCCAUGGAUGUGUCGGCGUGCUGUUUCUUGAUUUCUGGGGGCGUAAUGAAGCUGAUUAGGAGGCGUUUGGCUAGCUCGCUUUUGGUGAAUAGGCGGUGCCCAUAAUUUAACCACAGGAGUUUGACUUUGUGUGGUUUUUGUUUAUUGGUCGUGAAUUGGAUUUGGGAGUUUUUCCUUUUCUGGUCCUUAAACCCUGGUUAUGGUUAUUUGGGUUCUCUCUAAUGGAGGCUAAAUUUGGAGGGAAGUCUCAUCAUUUGUAUGGUCCAGUGAUGCCGGAUUUGAAGGCAGUUGGGAAGAGGAGUUUGGAAUGGGACAUAAAUGAGUGGGAAUGGAAUGGGGAUCUGUUUUCUGCCACUCCGUUGAAUUCUGUACCGUCUGAUAGCCACAGUCGGCAGUUACUCCCCGUUGGGUCUGAAAUUCCAGAAAGUACAGGUUUUUGGAGCGGUUCAACAACAGGUCCAGUUGAAAUCAGUUUGGGAAAUGAGAAGGAAAAGAGGGAAUUGGAGAUACAGAGGAGGGUGGGCAAUCUUCCGGAUGAGCAGUUGUUGAGCAAUGAAGCUGGCUCCCUCAAUUUAAAGCUUGGUGCGCAAGAGUACCCAGUCACAGAAGCUGAGAUGGAAAAAUGGGAGGGGAGGAGUGGAAAGAAAAGCAAAGUUAUUGCAGCUACCUCAAAUCUUGCUGUGUGCCAGGUGGAUGAUUGUGGAGCUGAUUUGAUGAAUGCCAAAGAGUAUCAUCGACGACACAAGGUAUGUGAUAUGCAUUCGAAGUCCAGUAGAGCUUUGGUGGGAAACACGAUACAACGUUUCUGUCAGCAGUGUAGCAGGUUUCAUGUUCUUCAAGAGUUUGAUGAAGGGAAGAGAAGUUGUCGUAGGCGUUUGGCAGGUCACAAUAGGCGAAGGAGAAAGACACACCCAGAGAAUGUGAAUAAUGGAGGCUCCUUGAAUAAUGAAAGUAGUAGUAGUUAUUUACUCGUUAGUCUACUGAGGAUACUCUCCAACAUGCACACUAAUAGUUCAGAUCAAAUGAAGGAUCAGGAUCUUUUGUCUCAUUUAUUGAGAAACCUUGCUAGUCUUGCUGGUUCAAAUCAAGGAAGGAGCUUGUCUGGGCUACUGGCAGGUUCUCAAAGUUUACAGAAUGCUGGGACAUCUCUAGGAACUCCAGAAAAGGUUUCAAAUCUCAAUUCAAACUGUCCACAAGGCACCUCAGUUUUCAGUUCAACAUCUAAUAAAGAAGCUUGCAUUAAUACUCAGCAUCCGCCUAAUGGACAGUGUGAAGCUGUGUCUACAUUUGAUGGGAUUGAGAAGGGAACCUCUGGAGAUGGUGCUCAGAGUGGAACUUUACCAACAUCUUCUGCUAUUCCAGUUGCUCUUAGAGACAGCAUUCCACCCAAAGCAAGGCCAGAGACUGCAGCAGGGAGGAUGAAAAUGAAUGAAAUUGACUUGAAUAAUGUCUAUGAUGACUCUCAAGACUUUGCAGAAAAUCUGGUGAAUUAUCAUGCACUACAUCAAGACUCUCAGAAGUCAGGUCCACCUCAGACUAGUGGGAAUUCAGGUUCCAUGUCCUCCCAGUCACAGUCACCAUCUAGUUCCAGUGGGGAAGCUCAGAGUCGCACAGAUCGAAUUGUUUUCAAACUCUUUGGAAAAGAUCCAAGUGACUUCCCUCAUGUGUUGCGGAAACAGAUCCUUGACUGGUUAUCUAAUAGUCCUAGUGACAUAGAAAGCUAUAUACGGCCUGGCUGUGUCAUUUUAACUAUCUAUUUUCAAUUAGGGAAAUCUGCAUGGGAUGAGCUUUGUUGUGAUCUGGGCUCCAGUUUGACCAGGCUCCUUGAUGCAUCCAAUGAUCAUUUCUGGAGAACAGGAUGGGUGUAUACUAGGCUACAACAGUGUGUAGCAUUUAUAUAUAAUGGUCAGGUUGUUUUGGAUACUCUAUUGCCUCUUAAAAGUCAUAAUGAUUGCAGGAUUCUCAGCAUUACACCUAUUGCAGUUUCUGGUUCUGAGAGAGUUCAAUUUUCAGUCAAAGGCUUAAACCUGUCCCGGUCAACCUCAAGGUUACUGUGUGCCCUACAAGGGAAGUAUCUGGGCCAGGAAAGUUGCUUUGACUUGGAGGGAAGUGAUACAUUUGUUGAUCACGAUCAGAUCCAGUGCCUUAGCUUUUCUUGCUCUAUACCAAAUCUUGAUGGGAGAGGAUUUAUUGAGGUUGAGGACCAGAGUCUAAGCAGCAGUUUCUUUCCAUUUUUAGUCACGGACCAGGAUGUUUGUUCUGAGAUCUGUAUGCUGGAGAAUGCAAUAGAGGUGUCUGAUAUUGAUGACGACAUUCAUGCAGUGGAAUCUGAAAAAAUAAAAGCCAGGGAUACUGCAUUGGACUUUAUUCAUGAAAUGGGUUGGCUUCUUCACAGAAGUCAAUUGAAGUUUAGAUUGGGUUCCGUUGAUCCCAAUGUGAAUCUAUUCCCUUUUGAACGGUUCAGGUGGCUCAUGGAGUUUUCCAUUGAGCGUGAUUGGUGUGCUGUAGUUCAAAAACUUCUGUGCAUUCUGUUCAAUGGUUCCGUAGACCCAGGGGAGCACCCUACUGUUGAAGCUGCAUUACUGGACAUAGCCCUCCUCCACAGAGCUGCAUGGAGAAACUGCCGGUCUAUGGUGGAAAUACUUCUGAGAUACAUCCCGGAUGGAUUUCCUGACAAAGUGGGAUCAGAACAGAGGCGACACUUUAAAGGGGGCUCUAACUUCUUAUUUAGACCAGAUGCCAUUGGCCCUGGUGGUUUGACUCCUCUUCACAUAGCAGCUAGUAGAGAUGGAUCCGAGAGUGUGCUGGAUGCUUUAACUGAUGACCCUGGAUUGGUGGGAGUUGAAGCAUGGAAGGGUGCUCAGGACAGUGCAGGAUUGACGCCCAAUGACUAUGCGUGCCUGCGAGGCUACUAUUCCUACAUCCAGCUGGUCCAGAAGAAAAUCAGAAAAAGAGCAGGCAAUGAACAUUUAGUGCUCGACAUCCCUGGUGCACGUUCCCAAUGCCACACGAAGCAGAAAAUGGUUGAUGAGCAGAAGUUGGCCAAAGUUAAUAGCUUUGUGACUGAGAAGACUGAAGUAAACCCGACUCCGCGACACUGCAAGCUGUGUGAACAGAAGAUGGCAUAUGGGAACUCCAGAGCAUCGUUCGCCAUCUACAGGCCAGCGAUGCUUUCAAUGGUUGCCAUUGCUGCUGUCUGCGUUUGCGCUGCACUGCUCUUCAAAAGCUCGCCUGAAGUUCUGUAUGUUUUCCGGCCCUUCAGGUGGGAACUUUUGAAGUAUGGAUCUAGCUAAAUUAGGAGGAACCAGGUAGUUGCUUUCUUUUGGUACCUUGACUGCUAAUUUUUAUUCAUAUUGACGAUAUGAGAUAAGAUAUAAUGUAAUGGUAAGCUGUGCACUGCUGUACUGAUGUAAUUUCAAUUGGAAAUGCACUACGUAUAUGUGUUUGUUGGAGUCAAACUUUGAUUACAAGAGAAGUUAAAAUUA